AUGGACAUCGACAGGAUCAAGCGCAAAAGGGCCGUGGUGCGGACGUCAACGACAAAGCUUCUCAACGACAUAGCCACCAUGGAGGACGACGCAUCAGUCGCCACCAAGGUAUUGGGAGUGGCCUGGAAUGCUCAGACGGAUAAUUUUGAGUACAAUAUGACCUCACUUCUUGAUUUCCUCAACACAAGAGCUGACAGCAAGAGAUUCGUACUGCAAGUCUCAGCCAGAAUUUUCGACCCCUUUGGGUUUAUUGCUCCCACAACACUGUACGUAAAGAUAUUGUUCCAAAGAUUGUGGGAGUUGGGUGCUGGUUGGGACGAUCCUUUGCCAGAAGAAAUGCGGGCGGAGUGGGACUGCUGGUGUGAAGAGCUUCAAUGCAUCAAGGGAGUGUCCAUUCCGAGAGUCAUAGCAAGGGAUUUCCGACAUGAAGACACAGAGAAAGUGUUGCACAUUUUCUGCGAUGCCAGCCCGAAGGCCUACGGUGCUGUCGCAUACGUUGCAUGCAAGUCUCCUCUGGGAACAAUCACUAUAAGCCUAAUUGUGGCCAAAUCAAGAGUAGCUCCUUUGAAGCGCCUCUCGUUACCCCGACUGGAGCUGAUGGGGGCCCUCAUUGGCGCUCGACUGUGCCGCUACGUUGUCAAGGCCUUGGACCUCCAGAAUGCUGCUACUAUUCUUUGGACUGAUUCCACAGUGGCUAUGCACUGGAUUAAAGGAAACGCUGCCAGAUGGAAGCCCUUCGUGGCAAACCGGGUGUCAGAGCUACAGGCGCUGACUGAUCCUAAAGAUUGGAGACACUGCCCAGGACCAGACAACCCCGCUGAUCUAAUCACUCGCGGUAUCCUCCCGUCGGCCUUGUUGGAGAGCGAAUUGUGGUGGAAAGGACCCCAUUGGCUUCACGGCGAUGAGACGCAUUGGCCAACGACAGGCGAGCCGAGCCCAGGGGUUGCAGAAUGUCACGUAGAAGAGAGAAAAGUGACGGUGAUGCCCAUUGUCUCAUCAUCAUCCGAGGCAGUGCUGAAAGUGGAAGAGUUCAGCUCAUUCAGCAGAGUCGUUCGCGUAACUGCGUGGAUCCACCGCUUUGUCAACAAUUGCCGCAACGGGAAGGAAAGAAAAAGUGGCCCACUACGAGCUGAAGAAGUGAUCGAUGCUGAGAGGUACUGGUUGGCUGCAACUCAAGGAGAAGCAUUCAGCGACGACAUUUCCAACCUGAAAGCCCAAAGACCGCUGCGCAAAGGCUCUCCUGUUUUGCCAUUCAACCCGUACCUUGACAGCGAAGGUCUCAUGCGAGUUGGUGGACGCCUGCAAUUCACUGACAACCACGAAGAGACCAAACAUCCUAUCGUUCUCCCUGGCACUCACCCCUUCACGCUGCUGACAUAA
This is a messenger RNA of Rhipicephalus sanguineus (brown dog tick), 1380 nucleotides long. RefSeq lists its product as uncharacterized. NCBI's taxonomy places the organism in Eukaryota, Metazoa, Arthropoda, Arachnida, Ixodida, Ixodidae. The transcript is spliced from 2 exons. The record is from RefSeq and is a predicted model, not a curated record. Bases 1 to 1380 code for a protein of 459 amino acids.